AUGGCCACAGUUGAUCAAGGGAGCGCCAUACAGGUGACAGCUCCAACACUGGUUCUGCAGUUCCUCCAUUUCGCCGUUCAGAUUGUCGGUCAACUCCAUGAAAUCCAUAGCCUUCACAAUGGUGAACAUCCUGUGGAGGGAUGGGAGACAAGCGGCCUAUACGCCCAGUUGAUUACGCUGAGCGACAGCUUGGCGAAUGAUUGCCUAAAACAGAUUGGACCGCUAUCUGAACAAGAUCAGGCGCUGGAUGACCUCUGCACCACCUGCCACCUCACUCUUCUGGUUAUUUUAUCUCGUUUGAGGUUAAUACAGGAGCUAGGGCCCGAUGCACCCCUACAUGUCUGGGUAUUACAAAGGUUUUGGCCCAGAGAAGACGUGGAAGCAUUAGAAAAACGCAUUAUGUCAAUUAAAUUGAGACUGGAAGAGGCGACUCAGUCAGUGCAAAGCCCAAUAAUCAACAGUGAGGCUCUCCUCUCCUUGGGCAUUACCCAAGACAGGAUAGAGCCCAGAAAUUUCCACACGCAGAACCAAAGACCGGAGGAAAGCGAAAGGUCCUCCAAGUCGAGCAUUGCGACACUUUUCGUCAAAGAUACUGCUAGAGUACAAGACGCAGUGGAGUUUGAGAUUGGUAAAGUUUACUCGAAAGACACACUAUUCACAGACCACGAAAUAACCAUUCAGGACUUUCUGAUGGAAGCCAUAAGAUUUUCAUCGAUGACUGACCGAGAGGAAAGUGUCACUGUCGCACAUAAUAAAACAUUUGACUGGAUAUUCAACUCCGAUGAACCGAUAUCUCUAUUUGAAGGGUGGCAGUCGAAGAAUUCUCUCAGUGAUUGGCUACAAGAUAGAGAGCGUCAAGAAGGUAUCUACUGGAUUAGCGGCAAAGCAGGGUCGGGGAAAUCUACCUUGAUGCGUUUUGUGAUGCACCAUGCCAGAACCAUGAGUCUGCUCCGCUCCUGGGCAAGGAAUGAGCAACUCAUCACCGCCGGUUUUUAUUUCUGGAUUAGCGGUACCGUGGAGCAAAGGUCUCAGACUGGAUUAUUACGCCACCUCCUAGCCCAACUAUUAGACCAGCAUAGAUAUCUCAUCCCAAUGGUCUUUCCAGUGAGGUGGAAACAUCUUUUUUCUCUGAGUACGCGAGAGCGGGUAAAGGCCUCGAUAUCAUGGGAUCUUGUUGAGCUUACAGCUGCACUAAAAUCAUUCCUGAAUUACGCAGGCCGGGGAGGCAAGGUUUGUUUGUUCAUUGAUGGUCUAGACGAAUUCGCAGGCAACCAUCAGCAAAUCGUUGAAUUUUUCAAGGGUUGUGUUGCUGCAUACCCUCACGUCAAAAUCUGUCUAUCUAGUCGACCACUUUCCACUUUUCGUGCGGCUUUUGGGAUGAAUCCUGGCCUUAAGCUCCACGAACUGACCCGAAGAGAUAUGCUUCAAUUUGCCCAUGAUCAUUUACAUGGAGAAUCCUUGAUUAGCAAACUCCUCUCCAAAGAUGAAGAGGCGGGAUCGCAACUCAUCGAGAAAAUUGUUAUGGGGGCAGACGGCGUUUUCCUCUGGGUCAUGCUUGUGGUUCAGUCUCUAAUGCGCCGUGGAAACUAUCAAGAUGUUUGGCAAAUGCAUGAAUAUCUGGGCCAACAUCCUACCGACUUGAGUGAACUAUUCACGUACUUCCUUUUUGAUCCUGCAUCAAAACAUCAAACUUUGAUCGCUUCACGCCAGUUCCAACUCAUUCAGGCAAGACAAGAGGCUUAUCAUGCUACUCGACAAGAAGACGCAACAUCAAUGAACCUUUGGGAAUUUGCCCUUGCCGAUCAAUUCGAGGACAUCAUGAAUCACAUUCCAAAGGAUGUAAAGCAAGCGAGUGAACAGAAGAUCAUUCGUAUAUGCGAAGUGACCAAAAGUCGACUUUCCAGUGAAUGUGCAGGGCUGAUCGUAACUCACACCUCAGGGGUGUCAACAAGCAGACUUCAGCGCAAUACGUCAUCGCUGGCACAGCAACUAGGCUACAGUAAAGUCUCGUUCGUCCAUAGAACAGUGAAGGACUUUCUCUCACUACCUCAUAUUCGAUCCCGCCUCUUGGAACCCAUGGUAGGAUCCACUUUUGAGCCCCAUAUAUCACUUCUCACCUCUAUUAUAUUCCAAUUCAAAUGGCCACUAGAUGAAUUUCAUCCCAACCGACAGAUUGAUGACCGAUGGCCCAACAUACUUCUUGCAUUUACCCAUGCACGAUUGUCUCCAAAUCAUUGGCAGUCACAGCUAGUACUUAUUCCUGAGUUCGACAAAGUUAUGUGUCAGCAUUGGGUGUCCCGCGAGGCGAUUCAACAUGAUCAUUGGGCACAAAGCCUUUUCUCAUCUUACGAGAAACGAAAGAAUUUGAGCUUUCCUAAUGCAUUUCUCUCACUGUCUGCUAAGUUCGGCCUAGCAACCCUGGUACGGAAACGUAUCUGCGAAGAUAACAGCUUAUCGCAAAGUAGUGAUAGCGGGAUACCCCUUCUCAGUCAUUCCAUUGAGCUACUCGCCAGUCGGCGACAAAGCGUGUAUCCUUUAUCCAGUCCAGAAAUAAUCAGUGGAAUUCUCACGAGUGGUGCCAAGCCGAACCACUCUUACCAAGGUCUGAAUGGAAAAGCCCAGACUCCAUGGUUGCUUGUCCUGGAUUAUCUCAGAGAGGCAGAGCGUCGCCAGUGGAUUGGGUACUACGACACCAGUGAAAAUGGGACCUCUCGUCUGUCGGCCAUUAUAUCGCUUUUCAUUCAGCACGGCGCCGACCCGAACGGGCUACUUGCUGAGACCAAAUUCGAUCCAUCAGCUUCUGCCCUGGAAAUCCUUACUGCCAUUUACCUGAAAUAUGCCGCUCCAGAAUUUGGCCGACUUCGCAAGGUGUUGAUUGAACUGGGAGCCCAGGAGCGAGAAGGAAAUGGCCUCUUUUAUCGAACAUAUGGUGAUUAG
This is a messenger RNA of Penicillium longicatenatum, 2937 nucleotides long. RefSeq lists its product as uncharacterized. Lineage: Eukaryota; Fungi; Ascomycota; Eurotiomycetes; Eurotiales; Aspergillaceae. The transcript has 2 exons. The record is from RefSeq and is a predicted model, not a curated record. The coding region runs from base 1 to 2937 and encodes 978 amino acids.